Molecule: messenger RNA, 2607 nt
Organism: Musa acuminata subsp. malaccensis (wild Malaysian banana)
Lineage: Eukaryota; Viridiplantae; Streptophyta; Magnoliopsida; Zingiberales; Musaceae
Product: subtilisin-like protease SBT1.4
Biological process (GO): proteolysis
Molecular function (GO): serine-type endopeptidase activity
Source: RefSeq, a predicted model, not a curated record
CAUUGGCCGAUCUGUCUUCGCCACCCCCCACCUUUCCCCCUCUUCUUCCUCUCUGUGUCCUCUGCCUCUCUCGGACCCGUUUCCGUGAUCCAUGGGGAAGUCGUUUCGCCUGUCCUUCUUCCCCGCCGUGUUCAUCCUCCUCAUCUUGCCGCUGCUGGGAACGGCGCAGGUAGACACCGACGCGCAGGCUACCUACAUCGUCCACUUGUCCCCCUCCCGCAAGCCGGCCUCCUCCCCGUCCCACGCCCACUGGUACGCGCGCACCCUCCGCUCCCUACCCGGCCGGCAACCCGCCCGACUCCUCUACGCCUAUUCUCGGGCCGCGUCCGGUUUCGCCGCCCGCCUCACCCCCGCCCAGGCCGCAGCCAUCCGACGCCUCCCUUCCGUCCUCGCUGUCCUCCCAGACCGCCUCUGCCACCCCCAUACCACCCAUUCCCCUGUCUUCCUCCGUCUCUCCACCUCCACCGGCCUCUGGCCCUUCUCUUCCUUCGCCUCCGACGUCGUCAUCGGCGUGCUCGACACCGGCAUCUACCCCUCCCGCGCUAGCUUCGCCGAUGACUCCCUCCCCCCGCCCCCCUCCACGUGGCGGGGCUACUGCGAAUCGGGGAACGGCUUCAACGCCUCCUCCUGCAACCGCAAGCUGAUCGGCGCCCGGUUCUUCUACCAAGGCUAUGAGGCCGCCAUGGGCCACCCGAUCGACGAGACCAAGGAGUCGAAGUCGCCGCUAGACACCGAGGGCCAUGGCACCCACACAGCUUCUACUGCCGCCGGCGCGGUGGUUUCCGAUGCCGGGUUCUACCAAUACGCCCGUGGAGAGGCCCGGGGGAUGGCCACCAAGGCGCGCAUCGCCGCCUACAAGAUCUGCUGGGCCGGAGGGUGUUACGACUCGGACAUACUCGCCGCGAUGGACGCGGCCAUUGCCGACGGAGUCGACGUCAUCUCACUGUCCGUCGGCGCCGGCGGAUAUGCUCCUUCGUUCUACCGCGACUCGAUAGCCAUUGGGGCGUUCGGUGCCGCGCGCCACGGGGUGGUGGUCUCAUGCUCCGCCGGUAAUUCGGGCCCCGGACAGCGCACCGCGGUCAACAUCGCCCCGUGGAUCCUCACCGUGGGCGCUUCAACCAUUGACCGGGAGUUCCCGGCCGACGUGGUUCUCGGAGAUGGCAACACAUACGGCGGCGCCUCUCUUUACGCCGGAGACCCAAUAAACUCGACCUAUCUUCCGCUGGUGUAUGCCGGAGACAGCGGGUCUCGUCUCUGUAUUCCGGGCUUCCUCGACGCUGCCGUAGUAGCCGGAAAGAUCGUCCUCUGUGAGCGCGGCACCAAUGCACGUGUCGAGAAGGGGAGCGCGGUGAAAUUGGCCGGAGGGGCCGGGAUGAUUCUGGCCAACGACGCUGCUAGCGGCGGGGAGCUCGUCGCUGAUUCCCACCUCAUUCCGGCCACGAUGGUCAGUCACACGUCCGGCAGCAAGAUAACGGACUACAUCAAGUCGCAGCCUUCGCCCACCGCCACCAUCGUCUUCCGAGGCACGGCCAUCGGAGCGUCCCCCGCCGCCCCCAAGGUGGCCGCUUUCUCGAGCAGGGGGCCAAACUUCCGCGUCGCGGAGAUUCUCAAGCCCGACGUCAUCGCCCCCGGCGUCAACAUCUUGGCCGGGUGGACGGGGAUGAACGGGCCAACGGACCUCGACAUCGAUCCGAGGCGGGUCGAGUUCAACAUAAUCUCCGGCACCUCCAUGGCGUGCCCCCAUGUUAGCGGCAUCGCCGCCCUGCUCCGCCGUGCCUAUCCAGAUUGGAGCCCAGCUGCCAUCAAAUCCGCCCUGAUGACCACGGCCUACAACUCAGACGACUCCGGCGAGACCAUCAAGGACUUGGCAACCGAAGCGGAGUCCACACCUUUCGUUCGCGGUGCCGGCCACGUGGAUCCGAACCGCGCGCUCGACCCCGGUCUAGUGUACGACUCGAACGUCGACGACUACCUCGCCUUCCUCUGCGCGAUGGAAUACAGCCCGGCGCAGAUCGCGGUCUUCACCAGGAACGAGAUAAGCGUCAACUGUUCAACUGCCGCAUUGGAUAGCCCCGGCGACCUCAACUACCCAGCCUUCUCCGUCAUCUUCUCGUCGAACAGCGAUGUCGUGACCUACAAAAGAGUAGUCCGCAACGUCGGAACCUCUGCGGCGGCAGCAUACGAAGCGCGGGUCUCCAGCCCGCCCGGCGUGGACGUUACCGUCACCCCGAGCACGCUCGUGUUCGACGCCGUCAACGUGAGCUUGUCGUACGAGAUCACGUUCACCUCUUUGGCGAGUCAAGCAGUGGCCGGAUCUUAUGCCUACGGCUCCAUCUCAUGGAGCGACGGUGAUCAUGACGUGAGGAGUCCCAUUGCAGUUACAUGGGACCUAAGCCUGGUUUCCUCCAUUUGAGCAGGAGAUUCCUCUGCAAGCUGAGAAGCAUUUGAUCAAGGAAGCAGAAAAAACUUGUUCAGCUCUAUGGAAAGGAAUUGUGUUAUAUUCAGAAGCUGCUUAAGCUCUGCAACAAUUUACAGUCAAAUAGAAGCUUAAGGAUCUGAAUCUGAACUUGUAUCUUUACAUCAAAUAAAUGCUUGUCAUUGGAUCCA